ACAGGACAGUGGCUUCCUUCGUGCAGUCUUCAAACAGGAAAUCUGAGAUUCACAACAUCUUAUAGCUUGGCUUCUCACCAGUGGUCAUGCGGUGGGCCCGAAAUAAACUCCCUGCUUCAAAGGACAGCAUUUCAGAACUGCCUGGCACAGCAGCCAGCAGCUCAGGGCCAGGGCAGAAAGAAAACUCAGGCAGCAUGUUCUGAAUUCAGACACUCUCAAGAAGAUCCUUCCUAUUGCCCCCUGAACCUUUGCUUCUGAACCUAACAGGGUCCUCUGAUUUGCUGUUCCUCCUCCUGCUGAGGGUCUCUUCUGGAGACCGGGGUGAGGGGUGGCAGAGAUGGCGAUGCAGAUCAGUUCUCGGGGCAGACAGCGUGCCAUCGGGAAUGAAGAAUACAGCCUGUACAGCAGCCUGAGUGAGGAGGAGCUGAUCCAGAUGGCCAUCGAGCAGAGCCUGGUGGACAAGACGAGGGGCUCAACCACUACUGGCUCGACCCCUACUGAGGCCACUGGGUCAGCACGGGCCAACAGCCAGCCGGCCCAUUUCUACCCCUGGACCAGGUCCACAGCGCCUGCCGAGAACCCAACGGCCCGGCCCCCGCUGGGUUUGUUCCAGGGGGUCAUGCAGAAAUACAGCAGCAGCCUGUUCAAGACCUCCCAGCCCGCGCCCAUGGACCCCGUGCUAAAGGCCAUCAAGGAAGGUAAUGAAGAGGCCUUGAAGGCCAUGAUCAAGGAUGGGAAGAAUCUGGGGCAGCCCAACAAGGAGGGCUGGCUGCCGCUUCACGAGGCUGCCUACUACGGCCAGCUGGGCUGCCUGAAGGUCCUGCAGCGAGCUUACCCAGGGACCAUCGACCAGCGCACCCUGCAGGAGGAGACAGCUCUGUACCUGGCAACAUGCAGGGAACACCUGGACUGCCUGGCCUCUCUGCUCCAGGCCGGGGCAGAACCUGAUAUCUCCAACAAGUCCCGGGAGACCCCACUCUACAAAGCCUGUGAACGCAAGAACGCGGAGGCGGUGAGGCUGCUGGUGCAGCACCAUGCAGACACCAACCACCGCUGCAACCGGGGCUGGACGGCGCUGCACGAGUCGGUCUCACGCAAUGACAUGGAGGUCAUGGAGAUCCUGGUGAGCGGCGGGGCAAAGGUGGAGUCCAAGAAUGCCUAUGGCAUCACGCCCUUGUUUGUGGCGGCCCAGAGUGGGCAGCUGGAGGCUCUCAGGUUCCUGGCCAAGCACGGUGCUGACAUCAACACACAGGCCAGCGACAGUGCAUCCGCCCUCUAUGAGGCCUGCAAGAACGACCAUGAGGAGGUGGUGGCAUUCCUGCUGUCCCAGGGUGCAGAUGCCAACAAGGCCAACAAGGAUGGCUUGCUGCCUCUGCACAUCGCCUCCAAGAAGGGCAACUACAGGGUUGUGCAGAUGCUGCUGCCCGUGACAAGCCGCACGCGCGUGCGCAGGAGCGGCAUCAGCCCGCUGCACCUGGCCGCCGAGCGCAACCACGACGGGGUGCUGGAGGCGCUGCUGGGCGCGCGCUUCGACGUGAACGCGCCCCUGGCCCCGGAGCGCUCGCGCCUCUACGAGGACCGCCGCACCUCAGCGCUCUACUUCGCCGUGAUCAACAACAACGUGUACGCCACCGAGCUGUUGCUGCUGGCCGGCGCCGACCCCAACCGCGACCUCAUCAGCCCGCUGCUCGUGGCCAUCCGCCACGGCUGCCUGCGCACCAUGCAGCUGCUGCUGGACCACGGCGCCAACAUCGACGCCUACAUCGCCACGCACCCCACCAGCUUCCCAGCCACCAUCAUGUUCUCCAUGAAGUGCCUGUCGCUGCUCAAGUUCCUCCUGGACCUCGGCUGCGACGGCGAGCCCUGCUUCUCCUGCCUGUACGGCAACGACCCGCACCCGCCCGCCCCGCAGCGCACCAGCAGGUUCAGCGAGGCCUACACCGCCGACAAGGCGCCCGGCGUGGUCCAGUUCUGCGAGAUCCUGUCAGCCCCGGAGGUGAGCCGUUGGGCAGGGCCCAUCAUCGACGUGCUUCUGGACUACGUGGGCAACGUGCAACUCUGCUCACGGCUCAAGGAACACAUCGACAGCUUCGAGGAGUGGGCAGUGAUCAAAGAGAAGGCAGAACCUCCAAGACCUCUGGCUCACCUGUGCCGGCUGCGGGUUCGAAAGGCCAUUGGGAAAUUUCGUCUAAAACUCUUGGACACGUUGCCUCUCCCCGGCAGGCUGAUUAGAUACCUAAAAUACGAGAACAUGCAGUAGCAGGCAACAGGAGGAAGGAGUGGCCCCUCUGAGGAUGGCAGCAUCCCCUGUCCCAGGACCCUGGGGACAGAACGAGGCUGCAGGCCACCUCCCUCUCAGCUGGGACAGCAGCUGAGAUGGUGCCCGGUCUGCGCUCUGCUCAGGGUGGAGAGCACAAUGUCCGGUAGGAGAGGAAUCCUGUGUCUUCAAACCACCGAGCUGAUCUCCGACUGAAUGGCAGAGACCUCUGUAGGAUCUGGAAAAGCAGUGGCCACGGAGGUGCCCAGCUUCCUCUUCUAGGAAUGAGUUUGCCUUUCUGGGAGGACCUCGCUUCAGAGCAUUCCCUGCACCCCUCCCUGACUCUGUGAGACUCUCCACCUGACCUCAGCCAGGGAGGGACCUCCAUGCCCGGGGUCCUCUGUGUACAAUAAAUGAUGCACACGUGA
Cavia porcellus (domestic guinea pig) is the source of this 2685-nucleotide messenger RNA. RefSeq names its product ankyrin repeat and SOCS box containing 2 (gene Asb2). NCBI's taxonomy places the organism in Eukaryota, Metazoa, Chordata, Mammalia, Rodentia, Caviidae. The transcript is spliced from 10 exons. Gene Ontology annotation, biological process: intracellular signal transduction. Gene Ontology annotation, molecular function: protein binding. The record is from RefSeq and is a predicted model, not a curated record. The coding region runs from base 338 to 2260 and encodes 640 amino acids.